Danaus plexippus (monarch butterfly) is the source of this 781-nucleotide messenger RNA. Its product is annotated as cuticle protein 7-like. The coding region runs from base 63 to 572 and encodes 169 amino acids. The transcript is spliced from 2 exons. Lineage: Eukaryota; Metazoa; Arthropoda; Insecta; Lepidoptera; Nymphalidae. Gene Ontology annotation, cellular component: extracellular matrix. The record is from RefSeq and is a predicted model, not a curated record.
AUAUAAGGCUUAAAAUUUCGGCAAUAUUCAUUCAUUUGACACAAAUAUUCAUCACAGUAGCGAUGGCAUCCAAGUUCUGUGUACUUUUUUCUGCCCUCGUGGCUGCGGCGCAAUGUUCAGUGAUAAAAGUAGACAAUGACGUCUCCAGCUUCUCAUACGAUGUCGCCGAUCCCAACACCGGUGACUACAAGAGUCAAGUUGAAACUCGCUCCGGUGGCGUUGUGAAGGGACAGUAUUCUCUGGUGGACCCCGAUGGUACUAGACGCGUAGUAGACUACACGGCUGACGAUGUGAACGGAUUCAACGCGGUUGUGCGUAAAGACCCACUGGUAGCUGCUGAACCUGUUAUUGUACCUUCCGUCGUUAAUUCUCCAGUUGUCUACUCUCCUGCGUCCCCUGCAGUUAUCUCUCGUUCGUAUGCUGUACCAUCGGUAUACUCCGCUUCUUCACUAUACCCAGUACAAUCAGUAUACCCUGGAUCUGUUUAUCGUGUGUCAUCAAGCUACGGCCGUGUUGCAUCUCCCAUUUACUCUCCCUAUGGAUAUGGAGCUGUACAACUUAACCACUGGUAAAAUAUACAAAUAUGUAAAUAAUAAAAAAAUUGUUCCCAUCAGCUGUAACCCUGCUGUAGGAGCUAGUAUAGCUCGCGCAUGUUCUUUGAACCUAUAGUCGUUGAGUGUAUCUCUCAUAAACAACAUAUUGAGUGUUCUUCUAAAUUGCUUUGUAAAACGCUUAACCUUAAUUUGUAUUAUUUCUGUAUAUAAAUCUUAAUUUUUUUCAA